CCCGCCCUCCCGCUCGCUGACAGCGAGGCUUCUCCUGGAGGGAAGUGGGUCCGUUGGUCGGUCUGGAACGAAGCUGGCGCUGCCAGGCCCGCGCCUAGCCGUUGCCAUGGCAGCCACCGGCGGGGGCGCGGAUGACGAGUCCCGAUCCGGCCGCUCGAGCUCCGACGGCGAAUGCGCGGUGGCGCCGGAGCCGCUGGCGGAAACCGGAGGCCUGUUCUCCUUCGCGGACCUAGGCGCUGCGCUGGGCGGCGGUGCAGGCCUCCAGGGCCGGGCAGCCGGCAGGGCCCAGUCCCCGCUGCGCUACCUCCAGGUCCUGUGGCAGCAGGACACCGAGCCACGCGAUGAACUGCGCUGCAAGAUCCCCGCCGGACGGCUGAGGCGUGCUGCCAGGCCCCACCGCCGGCUCGGGCCCACGGGCAAGGAGGUGCACGCUCUGAAGAGGCUGAGGGACUCGGCCAAUGCCAAUGAUGUAGAAACAGUGCAGCAGCUGCUGGAAGAUGGCACGGACCCCUGCGCAGCUGACGACAAAGGCCGCACAGCCCUCCAUUUUGCCUCCUGCAAUGGCAACGACCAGAUUGUGCAACUUCUCCUGGACCAUGGGGCUGACCCCAACCAACAGGAUGGUCUGGGCAACACACCAUUGCACCUGGCGGCUUGCACCAACCAUGUGCCUGUCAUCACCACGCUGCUCCGAGGAGGGGCCCGUGUGGACGCCCUGGACAGAGCUGGCCGCACGCCCCUACACCUGGCCAAGUCGAAGCUGAACAUUCUACAGGAGGGCCAUUCCCAGUGCCUGGAGGCUGUCCGGCUGGAGGUGAAGCAGAUCAUCCACAUGCUACGGGAGUACCUGGAGCGCCUGGGGCGCCAUGAGCAGCGGGAACGGCUGGAUGACCUCUGUACCCGCCUCCAGAUGACAAGUACCAAAGAGCAGGUGGAUGAAGUGACAGACCUCUUGGCCAGCUUCACCUCCCUCAGCCUGCAGAUGCAGGGCAUGGAGAAGAGGUAGCAAGGACGGCUCCUUGCUUUGCACCACCUCCUGCCCUCCGCUCUCGGUACAGGGAAAGCCCAGGGGACUCCGGAGUUCCACCUAGCUCUUGCCCUUAGAUGCUGAGGGCAGAGCUGCUCCCAGACAGUCGGCAUCAUCUCUAUGGGCCAGGACCACAGCCCCAGCUCCUGCUGCACAUUGCCAGCCUCUGUAGCCAGCCUCCAGGCCUACAUGUGCUGUCCUAGCAGACAUCACUCCUCCUGUGGCCUCCCUAUGUUCUCAGCAAGCCCCAGGGCCCCAUUUCUUCCCAGCCAUGGACUUAUUAUCAUCUGGCUUAGGGUAGGUACUCUGAGGCCACCCUGGCUGCUAUGGAUAUCUAAGAUGGCCCUGCCCCCUACACCAGCACUUAAGUUUAGCCCUGCACCUGACUUUCAAGGACACACUGCAGUGCAUGGGUGUCUCUGAGCAGAAGAGGGGCAUUGCUGAUGCCUAGGCCUUCAUAAGACUAGGAAGGACCCUUUUUAGCCCAAAGAAAGAUCUCCAACUCCUUGCCUCCCAGUCACUGAAACACUAGGGAUGGGAUCUGUUUUGCAGCCAAGUUGUGAGAGGGAGAUAGUGGUUCAUGUGCCCAGGUCCUCAUCCCAGGAGCCUCGAGGCCUCAGAUGGUGUGACAAGAGCCUGCACAGAUAUAACUAGAGGUCUUAGAGGAUCCUGGAUCAUCUAGGUGGGCAGGGUAGCACCCCAGGGAGCCCUGUGGGAGGGAGGCAGGAGGUGAUUGCUGCCGUGUGGAUGUGAGAAGUAGAGGAAGAAGCUGGAGAAGGACAGUGAACCAUUGCCCUCUGACCUCCCAGCAGGGACUGGCUCUGCUGGCACUGGACUUGAGCUCAGUGGGACACAUGUUGGUGUCUAGCCUCCAGAACUGUGAGAAUAAAUCUGCUGUUUCAGCUGUU
This is a messenger RNA of Alexandromys fortis (reed vole), 1935 nucleotides long. It is a transcript of the gene Ankrd54, whose product is annotated as ankyrin repeat domain 54. The transcript has 8 exons. Gene Ontology annotation, molecular function: protein kinase regulator activity; protein binding. NCBI's taxonomy places the organism in Eukaryota, Metazoa, Chordata, Mammalia, Rodentia, Cricetidae. Bases 107 to 1006 code for a protein of 299 amino acids. The record is from RefSeq and is a predicted model, not a curated record. Gene Ontology annotation, biological process: regulation of protein kinase activity; regulation of intracellular signal transduction. Gene Ontology annotation, cellular component: cytoplasm; nucleus.